GUACGUAAAAAGAUAUCUCUUUGCUAUAUCUGUUUGUUUCUAGCUUCUCCCUGACUCUUACGCUCUCUCUCUCUCUCUCUCUCUCUUUUUAUCUCUCUACUCACAUAAAUAUAUACAUGUGUGUGUAUGCAUGUUUAUAUGUAUGUAUGAAACCAGUAGUGGUUAUACAGAUAGUCUAUAUAGAGAUAUCAAUAUGAUGUGUUUUAAUUUAGACUUUUUAUAUAUCCGUUUGAAACUUCCGAAGUUCUCGAAUGGAGUUAAGAAAGUUUUGUUCUCUACAAGUUCAAUUUUUCUUGUCAUUAAUUAUAAAACUCUGAUAACUAAUGGAUAAAAAAGGUAUGCUUUGUUAGUUACCUUUUGUUCUUGGUGCUCAGGUCUUACCAUUUUUUUCCUAAAUUUUAAUUAGUCUCCUUUCUUUAAUUAAUUUUAUGUUAACGCACUGACGAUUUAACGUUAACAAAAAAACCUAGAUUCUUUUUCUUUUCAAUAGAGCAUAAUUAUUACUUCAAUUUCAUUUAUCUCACACUAAACCCUAAUCUUGGCGAAAUUCCUUUUAUAUAUAUAAAUUUAAUUAAUUUUUCCACAAUCUUGGCGGAAUUCAGGACUCGGUUUUGCUUGUUAUUGUUCUCUCUUUAAUUUGACAUGGUUAGGGAAUACUUAAAGUAUGUCUUAAUUUUAUAGGGUUUUCAAGAAAUGAUAAACGUAAAGCCAAUGGAGCAAAUGAUUUCUAGCACCAACAACAACACACCGCAACAACAACCAACAUUCAUCGCCACCAACACAAGGCCAAACGCCACCGCAUCCAAUGGUGGCUCCGGAGGAAAUACCAACAACACGGCUACGAUGGAAACUAGAAAGGCGAGGCCACAAGAGAAAGUAAAUUGUCCAAGAUGCAACUCAACAAACACAAAGUUCUGUUAUUACAACAACUACAGUCUCACGCAACCAAGAUACUUCUGCAAAGGUUGUCGAAGGUAUUGGACCGAAGGUGGCUCUCUUCGUAACGUCCCAGUCGGAGGUAGCUCAAGAAAGAACAAGAGAUCCUCUACACCUUUAGCUUCACCUUCUAAUCCCAAACUUCCAGAUCUAAACCCACCGAUUCUUUUCUCAAGCCAAAUCCCUAAUAAGUCAAAUAAAGAUCUCAACUUGCUAUCUUUCCCGGUCAUGCAAGAUCAUCAUCAUCAUGCUCUUGAGCUUCUAAGAUCCAAUGGAGUCUCUUCAAGAGGCAUGAACACGUUCUUGCCUGGUCAAAUGAUGGAUUCAAACUCAGUCCUGUACUCAUCUUUAGGGUUUCCAACAAUGCCUGAUUACAAACAGAGUAAUAACAACCUUUCAUUCUCCAUUGAUCAUCAUCAAGGGAUUGGACAUAACACCAUCAACAGUAACCAAAGAGCUCAAGAUAACAAUGAUGACAUGAAUGGAGCAAGUAGGGUUUUGUUCCCUUUUUCAGACAUGAAAGAGCUUUCAAGCACAACCCAAGAGAAGAGUCAUGGUAAUAAUACAUAUUGGAAUGGGAUGUUCAGUAAUACAGGAGGAUCUUCAUGGUGAAAAAAGGUUAAAAAGAGCUCAUGAACUAUCAGCUUUCUUCUCUUUUUCUGUUUUUUUCUCCUAUUUUAUUAUAGUUUUUACUUUGAUGAUCUUUUGUUUUUUCUCACAUGGGGAACUUUACUUAAAGUUGUCAGAACUUAGUUUACAGAUUGUCUUUUUAUUCCUUCUUUCUGGUUUUCCUUUUUUCCUUUUUUUAUCAGUCUUUUUAAAAUAUGUAUUUCAUAAUUGGGUUUGAUCAUUCAUAUUUAUUAGUAUCAAAAUAGAGUCUAUGUUCAUGAGGGAGUGUUAAGGGGUGUGAGGGUAGAAGAAUAAGUGAAUACGAGGGCUUCGUGUGUAAUCAGUGAGAUCUGUAUUCAUCGUUUCUUCUAUUUGUAGAAGUAUUUCUGUAAUUUAUUCAUAUUUUUCAACAAAAAAAAAAAAUCAUCUUUAUAUCCAAUCAUUAUCCGAUUGAAAUUAAAAUUGUGUUAACCCUAAGCUUGAAUAGAUUGUUUUAAUUUGUUGAGAAUUUCCAUCGUAACUUGUUAUAUAUUUACUCCAGUGCAGUUACUUGCCGUUGUACAUGAGUGACACUUUAUUACUUAC
Messenger RNA from Arabidopsis thaliana (thale cress), 2130 nucleotides. RefSeq names its product Dof-type zinc finger DNA-binding family protein (gene DAG1). Gene Ontology annotation, cellular component: nucleus. The record is from RefSeq and is marked reviewed. The coding region runs from base 694 to 1548 and encodes 284 amino acids. Lineage: Eukaryota; Viridiplantae; Streptophyta; Magnoliopsida; Brassicales; Brassicaceae. The transcript is spliced from 2 exons. Gene Ontology annotation, molecular function: DNA binding; DNA-binding transcription factor activity. Gene Ontology annotation, biological process: regulation of DNA-templated transcription.